This is a messenger RNA of Rodentolepis nana, 1158 nucleotides long. Lineage: Eukaryota; Metazoa; Platyhelminthes; Cestoda; Cyclophyllidea; Hymenolepididae. The record is from the annotation of a GenBank genome assembly.
AUGCGAGAUAGUGGAAGAUACUGGCCGUCGGUUGAAAAGGUGCUUCCGAGUCCCGCUGUUAUCAUCUUAUACGAUAACCCUUCUAGUCGAGUUAUCACUGGUCUUGCAAAUGGAACAAUAUCUGAUUUCACUCUUUCUGCUGAUCUAAAUUGCAUGAACCACAAUCGUGAUAUUUUGGCUCAUGUUGACCGCAUCACUGGUCUUAUGUGGGUUAAAGAACUAAAACUCAUCAUUUCAACUUCGAAAGAUCAAAUGUGUACCUGGUUUAAUGAUGAAACAGGUCAACGAAUUGCUUCUUUCAAUAUUGAAGCCUCUGGAACAUGCUUACAGUUCGAUGUUGCUACCAAAUGUCUAUUUGUUGGCGAUGCAAAUGGAAGAAUUACACUUCUUAGUUUCGCCAAAUCUCGUGAUUUUUCAUCUUAUGAACUGAUCCGUCAAUUUAAUGGUCACACAAAAAGUGUCACAUCGAUGUGCUGGGAUGCAGUUACUUCUCGCCUCAUUUCCUCUUCUGCGGAUAAUUCUGUUAUUCUUUGGGAUAUUGGAGGUGGAAAAGGUACUGCCUAUGAACUUCAAGGUCACAAGAGCACUGUUACGACAGCCAAGUGGUGGCAUAGGCCGUUGUCACUCUCAGCAAAAAACGGUGAUCAGCCUUUGUCGACUAGUGACGCACGCCCAGCUGCCAACUAUGCAACUUAUGUCAUUUCCGUAGGUCUAGACGGUCUGGUCUACUUCUGGCUAAUCGAUGGGGAGGAUUCACGUGGUAGGCGGGUACAUCGUCAAGAGACUCCCAACUGGGCCGAAUCGGAUGUCUGCCAGCUCUGCAAUGCCGCCUUCUUCUGGAAUAUUAAGAAAAUGUGGUCUGAUAUGUCUGUCGGUGUUCGCCAACACCAUUGUCGACGCUGUGGAAAGGCAGUAUGUGAGAAGUGUUCCCUGAAUCGUUCUGUCUAUCCCAUCAUGGGAUUUGAACGAGAAGUCCGGAUGUGCACCGAGUGUUUCAAGGCAAUUUCCGGCGAAGAUCUAACAAGCCUAGCGCAUUACUACGAUGCCCGUCAUCCCAUUGUCCGGCAUCAUCUCCUUGGUGAUCAGAACAUCAUGCUGACGAUUGGAAAGAACAAGGAAGUCAAGGUAGGGAUAGCUUUUCUGAUAGCAUUUUUAUAA